Molecule: messenger RNA, 1396 nt
Organism: Sesamum indicum (sesame)
Lineage: Eukaryota; Viridiplantae; Streptophyta; Magnoliopsida; Lamiales; Pedaliaceae
Product: E3 ubiquitin-protein ligase RHF1A
Molecular function (GO): ubiquitin-protein transferase activity
Source: RefSeq, a predicted model, not a curated record
UUUCUUGUAAACUUUAUUAUUUUUACUAAUAAUAAAUGUAUUUAUUGUUGAGUUCUUCUCCUGAUUCUUGAAUUUUCCGCCCCAUAUGAAAAUAUAUAUUAGUGGUUAAUUAGCAUUACAUGAUAAUAAUAAUAGUAGUAGUGAAAUGUAAUUACAUUAGAUGAAUAUGGCUAGUUCUUUGCUAUCCCUAUCCCUAUCCGCUCCUUCAUCUUCAUCUGGGCCGGUUCAUGAUAUGGUUUCUGAUGACAGCUUUGAGUAUUCAUGUAGCAUCUGUCUUGAGCCCUUCACCUCUCUUGAUCCUCCCUCUGUCACGAAAUGUAAUCAUGAGUAUCAUUUGCACUGUAUUCUUGAAUGGUCCCAGAGAAGCAUUGAAUGUCCAAUAUGUUUACAGCACCUUGUCCUCAAAGAUCCUGUCAGCCAAGAGCUGUUAGCUGGAGUGGGGAGCGACAAGAUUUUCAGGCCAAGGCAAAAUCUUAACCCUGUAAACCCCGACAACAAUGAUGUCAAUAAUGAUGCACCUGCCGUGGAAGAGUCUGAUUUCGAGCAACGAAUUAUGCGACAUUUUGCUACUAUAGCUAGCAGAGCUCGUAGCAUCAGCAGUAGACAGAGAAGGCAGACGACUCCACCAGUUGGCCCUUCACAAAUACACCCUUCUGUUCCCAUAAUGAACGUGACUGAAGUCAAUAGUUCAUCAUCUGAGCAUCAGAACUUUUCUGAGUCCCUGAAGUCCAAGAUUUCCACUGCUUCAAUCAGGUAUAAAGAAUCAAUCUCAAAGAGUACCCGAGGUUUGAAGGAAAAACUGAUUGCCCGCAACGACUCUGUCAAGGAACUGAGUAGAGGAAUGCAGCGUGAAAUGAGCGCAGGAAUUGCUGGAAUUUCCAGGAUGAUUGAUCGCCUGGAUAUUAUUACUCAAAAGCGAGCUGGAGUUUCUAUUCCUGUAUCCAGCUGCACACUGGAAACGUCAAACAAUGAGGUAAAGGGAACUGAAGAUGAGAUUAUAGUUCAUUUGACUAAACAAAAUACAGGAGAAACUUCAAAAGUUCUUUGUUCAGAUUCCACCCAACUAAUCACAGACAGCAACUCAGGAGGAGAAGAAUUGAUGAUGGUGAAAUGAAGAUUCUGAUUCUAGAAAUCCAGCCAAAUGCUCAACUUCUCAAGCGACGAGUACUGAGGAAUCAAUCUAGUACCAUUAGAUGGAUGAUUGAUUUGCGUCCUGCGAGGGAGCUUUGUUGGCUGCAAUAACCCUGUACUGCUAAGUUUCUCUAUUGCACUAAGUACAGAUUGCUCUAUGAUUUCCUCUUAUUACCUGAAAUUGCGUUUCGGUUUCUCACUUUGCUUGCGUUAAAGAGAGAUAUUGUAAAGCCUUUCAGAAGAGAAUAAAGGGAUAUUUUAUUGA